UCAGGAUGCGGGUUCAUGGUGCGGGGUGUGUGUCUGUGCUGGGAAUCUGUCACUGAGCUAACCGAGCGCUCUCCUCCUCCUCCUCCUCUUCCUCCUCCUCCUCCUCCUCUCCGACAUCAUGGCCAAGCAGUACGAUGUGCUGUUCAGACUGCUGCUACUCGGAGACUCGGGAGUUGGGAAGACCUGUCUGUUAUGCAGAUUCACCGACAACGCGUUUCAUCCCGCACACAUUUCCACCAUCGGAGUGGAUUUUAAAAUGAAGACGUUAGAGAUCGAUGGAAUCAAAGUGAGAAUACAGAUAUGGGACACGGCAGGACAGGAGCGAUAUCAGACCAUCACUAAACAGUACUACAGACGGGCACAGGGAAUCUUUCUGGUGUAUGACAUCACGAGUGAGCGCUCCUUUCAGCACAUCAUGAAAUGGGCCAGUGAUGUGGACGAGUACGCUCCUGACAAAGUCCAGAAGGUGCUGAUUGGAAACAAAUCUGAUGAGGAACUCAAAAGACAAGUGGCUACAGAGCAGGGAAACAAGCUUGCUAAAGCUUAUGGAAUGGACUUUUUUGAGACAAGUGCCUUUACCAAUCGCAACAUUACAGAGUCCUUUACACGUUUAGCUGAGCUGGUGUUACAGACUAAUAAAAAAGACCUCGAUCUCCUGCGGGUGUCCAUCAAUGACCAGCUGGAUCUAGCAGCCCUGGAGGAAGAGACGGGAGUGUGUGACGGCAGCAGUGGCGCCCAAAAGACCUGCUGGUGCUGAGGACAGGAAGUGGCAUCAACACAUUUUCUUUUCUGAUCCAGUCACUUUGGCGGAAUUUAUUUUUUCUUCUCAGUUUGGUGCCUUGCAGUCUUUUAAUUGAUUAAUUAAUAAGCAAUUCAAUCAAUUAACGGAUUGAUUAUUCAAUCAAUCAAUGAGGUCCUCUUUAAAUUCAGGAAGUCUACCCUAAAUGACGAGCUAGCAACCUUGUGACAAAUUAGUAGCAAGAGAAGUUAACCAGCUAUUGUUAGUGUCAUCCAUUUUAUCAUUUCAAGCCUACAUUUCGGUUCACGAGUGUGUGAAAUAAAUUCAUACAGCAGUUACGACGGUGAAGAAACGGGCAGGCUCGUCGUAGGGCUGUUCGGAAAACAAAUUUACUACUCGGACACCUUUCUGGCAUGUCUGUGUUUACUAAUAAACUAAUUCAGAAAGCAUUA
Messenger RNA from Neoarius graeffei (lesser salmon catfish), 1191 nucleotides. RefSeq names its product RAB15, member RAS oncogene family (gene rab15). Gene Ontology annotation, biological process: Rab protein signal transduction. Lineage: Eukaryota; Metazoa; Chordata; Actinopteri; Siluriformes; Ariidae. Gene Ontology annotation, molecular function: GTP binding; GTPase activity. Bases 119 to 757 code for a protein of 212 amino acids. The transcript is spliced from 7 exons. The record is from RefSeq and is a predicted model, not a curated record.